Colletotrichum chrysophilum is the source of this 1722-nucleotide messenger RNA. RefSeq lists its product as uncharacterized. NCBI's taxonomy places the organism in Eukaryota, Fungi, Ascomycota, Sordariomycetes, Glomerellales, Glomerellaceae. The record is from RefSeq and is a predicted model, not a curated record. The transcript is spliced from 4 exons. The coding region runs from base 1 to 1722 and encodes 573 amino acids.
AUGGAUCCCGCAGCGAUGGCGAGCCUUACGAUCUACAACUUCCCGCCUAUGCCGCCGAAUUUCGAUAGCGUAGGCAUUUUCUAUAUGACCUUCUGCGUAACAUGGACGGUACUCGUCAUCGCCGGCAUGAUCUUCUGCUGGGUCAAUCGCGAUAGCCCCGUCCUCAAGAUCCGUGGCUUGCCGCUGUCCUUUGCCGCUAUCUUCUGUCUUCACCUGUACUGGAUUCUGGCCCAGAUCACCUAUCCUAUCGGUGGAACAAUGCCGGCCGUUCUGGCCUACGAUGUUCAGUACUUCGUCAUGGGAACCUGGUUCCCGCUCGGCAUUGCCUUGUUCCACGCAUCCAACGCUCGUUUCUUGCACGUUGCGAAGCUGCAGAAGCUGCAUUUUGCGGAUAAGGGAGAAGGAAUCAAGCGAGGAAAGCUCGGCUGCGAUGGUGCCAGGACAUCCUGGCUUUGCCGCUUAAGGAACAUGGACUAUACGACGAAGAUCAUGAUCCCCAUUGGCUUGGGUCUGGUUAUUCAGGCAUGCUUGACUAUUGGCAUGUGGCUCGCUUGCAAGAAGUAUCACCCGACAUUCGGCAUUCCUGGUACAGAAAUCCAGGGCUCCAACGUCAUGGAGCAGUUGGUAGACUUGGGUCGAGGAUGGGAAUGGUGGCCGACGGUAGUUUGGCAGUUUCUCUGGUCGUGGAUUAUUGCCCCCACGAUGCUUUGGAAGGCUUGGGGCAUCCGCGACACAAUGGGAUGGCGCACACAAACCAUUGGAUGCUGCCUCGCCAGGUUACAUCUCUCGUCCAUGGUGUUCGAGAUCUUUGCCGUCUUUGUGCCAGCAUUCCAGGUCAUCCGAUUGCGAAUUCUAAACAAGAAGGCAAGGGAUGCGAACGCCAAGUGGGACACGUCGUCUCAAUCAAGUACUUUGAGGCCUAUGUCUAACGCUAUGGGCACUUGCGUCAACUGCAGGCGUGAAGCCUCAGCCAGCCAGUUGGAGAAGGGCCUCGCAAACGUGUACCAAUCAGACAACAUUGAAAUCGGCCCGGAGCCGGAUAGCCGUCUUCUCACGAUGAGCGCUCUCGACCACGCCCUCCGCGAGAACACCGGUUCUCUUCAGGAAUUCUCGGCUCUCUGCGAUUUCUCCGGAGAGAAUAUUGCCUUCCUGACCCGCCUGGACGCAUGGAAGACCUCAACUUGGCCUCAAUUUGCUCUGAACUCGAAAGCUCAUUCACUGAGUGGUGAAGAGAUGCUGGAAGCCUUCAACAGCGCCCUCGACAUCUACGCGGACUUUAUCUCGAUCAAUCUCGCCGAGUUCCCUCUAAAUCUUCCAUCAACCGAGCUCAAGCAUCUUGAAGCUGUUUUUGAGAAGCCCGCUCGCAUUCUCUUCGGCGAAGACUCUUCACUGAACCACAUCACCCCCUUCGAUGAUGCGUAUCACACCCGUAAUGGUCAGACCUCAGGCAGUGGACAGGACAUCCGAGGCCAGAUCCGCUACACCGGCGAGAUUCCCUCCAGCUUCAACCCCAAUGUGUUUGACAGCGCUCAGGGGCACAUCAAGUAUCUCGUUUUGACCAACACCUGGGCCAAGUUUGUUAAAGAGAUGCACCAAAGGAGGCGGUCAAGCGAAGCAAGCAGGAGUGUCAUAUCGACAGAAUCAGAGACAUCGCUUUUGAACAGGGUCUCCACAAAGGUUACAGAUAUGAUGCGUGGGAAGAGUCGCUCGGAUUCUUCUUGA